This is a messenger RNA of Anopheles funestus (African malaria mosquito), 5539 nucleotides long. RefSeq names its product potassium voltage-gated channel protein Shaw-like. Lineage: Eukaryota; Metazoa; Arthropoda; Insecta; Diptera; Culicidae. The transcript has 13 exons. The coding region runs from base 1960 to 3936 and encodes 658 amino acids. Gene Ontology annotation, cellular component: neuronal cell body membrane; dendrite membrane; axon. The record is from RefSeq and is a predicted model, not a curated record. Gene Ontology annotation, molecular function: protein binding; delayed rectifier potassium channel activity. Gene Ontology annotation, biological process: potassium ion transmembrane transport; protein homooligomerization.
GUGAGACGCGCCUUCUCAUCGUGAGAAAAUGAAAGCAUCGCAUUGGUGGAAACGAGACGACCGGUUGCAUUGUUGCUCAAAAAACGAACAUUUCCCAACCGAAACAGGGAUGCUGCCGGUCUCGAUCGGUACGAUCUGGUACGGUUUUGGUAUCAGGCAUCCUUUCCCGGCUACGGUUACGUACCGACGGGGAAAACACAUCCUUCAGUCGGUGCCGUAACUUUCCACCGGACGGACGUGUGACCAUAGGAAAAUUUCCAACCCCCAAACAUAGUCGCAGACGGCCGGAUACGAGUUCGUAAUAUUAAAUUGUGACGAAAAACUUCAUUCCCCUAGAGGUGCUGCUAAAAGGGGGUCACUUAGAAGAACAGAAAUGGUACUUUAUUUAUCGUCGUUUUUUAUCCGGUGGGAAAUUAAGUUAAAGGAUAAUGGUCUAAAAAUUCCGCUUCCCCAUUCUUACACUUAUCGUCAGUGAAAUAUCUCGUAGUGCAUGUGUGCUUUAGUGUGCUUUUAAAUUGCUGAAUAGGUGGAACGGGUAUAGGGCGCGAGGGAAGUUAAAAAGAGUUUGCUCGAAAGGCCCAUGUGUGGGAAGGCGUAUUUGUGAACGGGUACGUGUUUAAAAGUGGUUCUAGCCGUUCCAUCAAAGAAAAACAGAAAAGGAUAAAACGAAUGUAAAACGGUUCUUGGAUGGUAAAAGGAGCCCCCAACAGCGGGAAUGGGGGUGAUGUGAGUGGUAAAGUUAAAAGUAAUCCGAAACGCUUCAUUUUCGUCCUACCGCAAAAAACCGGAGUCCUUUUUUUUUUAAGUAUGAGCUGUAGUUACAAACCAAUGAUGCAGGUGAACCGGUGGCUGUGUGUUUGACAGAUGGAGGAUCGGUUCGCGUUCGACCGUGCGUUUGGUGCGUGCCCGACCGAAAACAGUGUUGCGCAGAGUGGGUUUUUUGGGGCGGGGAAAAAAAGGUAAAACAGCGAAAAUAAAUACCCCACACGAAGGUAUAAUUUACACUUGCGACAUCAUAGUGAAUCAUACGCCGGAACGCCAUACCGACGGUUAAAAAGUUGUGUUCCGGUGCAGGAAUGGGGAGCGGGAAGUGAGCUGAUUGGAGGAAAAAUAGAUUGCCAGUUUUAUUGACUUCGACGGUUGGGUGAUCGGGAAGGGAUUUUUUUUUCUUCUUUUGGACGGGGCGCAUACCAGCAAGAAGGAGCAUUCAGUGGAACGAAAGGAAACAUGCGUGACCAACGGGGCGAUAUUGUGAAUGGCGAUCGACGUGCCCGGGAUCGGACGACGUAGACCACGGUGUCCAGCAUUGCAAACGAUUCGGGCAAAACUCGUCCACCGACCAGCGUCACGGUGCCGUCUAUCAUCAUGCCAUCCUGCCCAACAUGCUGCUGAAGGCACGACCAUUUUUUUGGAGCAAGCAAACCUAAAGAAUGGUUCGAAAAAUUCAUCUCACCGUCCCGUGGUCGUUUGCUGUUUUGUGCGAGCCCUCGUCUGAAAUCGGGUUGGCAAGGUACUGUUGAGCAGGUUCACGAAUAAAUAAUAAUCCAUAAAUCAACUGCCAGUACGGAACUGGAUGCCGUAUCGUACCGCGGUAGGGUUUUGUGUGUAUGCGUGCUGCAAAUGCACUUGUGGAGGAAUUGAAAGCAUAUGUAACACUUCCGUUCAUCCCAGUUCAGGUGAAGGUGAUGGUGAAGUGAAGCAGUGAGACGACCUUCCAGACUGAGCGAAGGGUUUGAAUGGCAUCCAUUGUUACCACGAGAGUAGAAAACGGAGUAGCGUCAGUUAAGAUAUUUGAUUUGAAGUUAUUGCACUAUAAAAAGUAAGCUAAAAGAUCUUGCAUGAAGUGUGCCAAGAUAGUCUUAAGUUCUUUUCGGAGUGUAAGCACAUUUAGUGAACUGUCAUGAGCGUUGUAAGUGUCGUAGUUUUGUGUGCCAAAGUUCCAACCAGUGGACAGACAACAUGGAUGGCGAAAAUCGCAUCAUACUCAACGUAGGAGGCAUCAGGUAUGAGACGUACAAGGCGACACUGAAGAAGAUCCCGGCCACACGACUAUCGCGACUAACGGAGGCACUAGCGAACUACGAUCCCGUCCUGAACGAAUACUUCUUCGACCGCCAUCCGGGAGUGUUUGCGCAAGUCCUCAACUACUAUAGAACUGGCAAGCUGCACUAUCCGACCGAUGUCUGUGGGCCACUGUUUGAGGAGGAGUUGGAAUUUUGGGGUCUCGAUUCGAACCAGGUUGAACCGUGCUGCUGGUCUACGUACAGUGUACAUCGUGAUACACAGAGCACACUCGCGAUACUGGACAAAUUGGAGCUAGACGAUGAGCAACCGUCCGAAGAGGCCAUUGCGCGUUUGUUCGGCUUUGAGGAGGCAUUGCUAAACGGUGAACUAACCUGCUGGCAGCGAACGAAACCAAAAAUCUGGGCCCUGUUUGAUGAACCAUCGAGCUCCACCGGUGCUAAGAUUGUAGCGGGAAUAUCUGUGUUCUUCAUCUGCAUCUCUGUGAUAUCCUUCUGCCUCAAGACGCACCCCGGGCUAAGGGUGGAAAUACCGGCCAUCCUGAACAUCUCGACCAACGGCAGCCUUGGCGUACUGCCGGACGUACCAGCCACACUGGACGAUCUGCUCGAGCAUGGACGGUUGGAUGAGCUGCUACUCGACUAUGGUUCACCCACCAUUACGACCACCACUACCACCACCACCACCACCACUACCACCAGUGCCACCACCGAAAGCCAAUCCGCAUCACCGACAAGGCCGGAAACGACCACCCAGCGAACCGGACGCAUCGUCUCGAGCGCCUACCGGAUGAACUCGGGCAAGGGUGCCAGCAUCGUGGAAAACUGGCAGGAAACAUACGGUCAGCCACACGAAGCCUUCUUCUACGUCGAGCUCGUCUGCAACGUGUGGUUCAUCAUCGAGCUGACCGUUCGAUUGGUGGUGACCCCGAACAUUUUCGAGUUCAUCAAAUCGCCCGUCAAUAUCAUCGAUCUGGCGGCUACCCUUAGCUUCUACACCGACGUCUGCCAGCGGAUGGGGGAACAGACGGGACUGCUGGAAGCGUUCUCGAUCGUGCGUAUCCUGCGGCUGUUCAAGCUGACACGCCACUCGCCCGGUCUGCGCAUCCUAAUCCACACGUUCAAGGCGUCCGCCCGGGAGCUGACGUUGCUCGUGUUCUUCCUGGUGCUCGGUAUCGUGGUGUUUGCCAGCUUGGUGUACUACGCGGAAAAGCUGCAGGACAACCCAGACAACCAAUUCAAAAGCAUUCCGCUCGGUUUAUGGUGGGCAAUCGUUACGAUGACCACCGUCGGGUACGGUGAUAUGGCGCCAAAAACCUACGUCGGGAUGUUCGUCGGUGCACUCUGUGCCCUUGCCGGUGUGUUGACGAUCGCCCUACCGGUACCGGUGAUUGUUAGUAAUUUCUCCAUGUUCUACUCGCACACGCAGGCUCGUUCAAAACUGCCGAAAAAGCGACGCCGUGUACUGCCGGUGGAACAACCGCGAAGGAAGCGCGACAUGGGUGCGGCUAACCGGCGGGUAAACGCGUUAAAACACCAACACACACAACCGACACAUCCCGCCAUCUUUAAGGAUGCUUUCGGUGGGGCGAAAAUCGGUCACGUAAAUGGCGUCAAUGUGAUAGGACUCACCCUUCAAGGACCUUCCGUACCGGGGCUGGCAGUCCUAAAGCCACCUUCCUCACUACAGCAAGGUGAUUUCAUCAACGUACCACAGCUGAAUUCCUUGCAGCCCCGUCAACCGACGACCGGAAAUGUGGAUUUAUUGCUACCAUUACAGCCAAAAUUGCUCGUUCCGCUGGUAGAGCGGCGUGAAUCCAAACCGGAAGAAAUGAUCCCACUGGAACCGAAAGUCACCCUGCAAAGCGAUCCGAACGGUGUGUCCGGCAACAAUACGCCUGGAGAUGAAUGUUGAGCCAAACGCUUUUUGGGGGAUGAACAGAAGAAAGAAAAAAGAAACACGAACAAUUGGGAGUUGGUCUUUUUGAUGCAAACGCAAACAAACACACACACACACACACCAGUGGAGCAGUGAAAAGUAAAUGCUCCAAAAUUGAGAAAUCGAAAAAAGGAUUUUGAUUAGAUUUGUAAAAGUUGUAAGCUUGUAAGCUUGAAAACUUCCGAGAAAGAAGAAAUGAGACAAGGGCUAAGAAACGAUGUAUUUAUAACACAAAAUAAAAGGAACUACGCAGGGAUAAGAAAUAAAAGCUUUCGAAGCAAAAGGAGAAGAAAAAACACAUACGGAAAAAAGUAAUAAAAUAAAUUGAAAUUAAACUAAAAUUGCCUCGAGUCGAAACGUAACAAGAAAUGCAAAAUAAGAAAUAACAUAAAAAUAACACUUCACCGUUCACCAUCAUAGAUCGGAAAGUUUUCAUUUCAUGUGGGAAUUGUGUUUGUUUCUACUUCUUCCUGCUAGUAAGUGUUUCGUACCGCGCUACGAAGACAAAACCUAUGGCAGAAACGAGUAGUAUUUAAUAGAGGCGAACCGUUUUUGUCAUACAAAGACGUGCGUUUUGCGUUGUGGACGAGUUGACGAAGCUCGUUACGGUACGUUAAGCUUUUGUGCCAAGCGCAUCAUAAGUAAAUUAGCUAGCAAAUAGUUGUUUAAUUGGAUAACGUGUUGUAUUAGAGCUCAACUUUUAUACAGAUCGUUCGCAUCAUGCAGGAAGGCCACGUCACGGGUCGGGUGAUUAGAAUCAAAAUGGAAACAGAUUUCAAAAACAUGUGUGGAAAAAGCAGCGUGAUAAUGUGAAUGUGUACGAGCUGUUUCGUGCCGGCAGUGUUAGUGAAUCCAUUAUGUAUGUAUGAAUGUGUACCAACGUGUAUGUAUGUGUUGGUUGGUUCCAGACUAAAUUGUAAAAUCCCAAGAAGAAAAAAAACCUCUUCUUACCAUCUGUGUCAAAUGUCCACCAUUAUCGAUGUCCAGCAAAGGGAAAGUCAUACAGAACAAAAAAAGAGGAGUCACAUGUUAAAUUGUGCGCUCAUGAGGGAAAAUGAAGUGGAAACUCCAAAAAACCAUUGAAACAAGCUUUAAAAAAACAAACAACGGUGUGAAACAAAGGUUUUAAUAAAAAAAAGAAGAUACGAUCAAGGUUGAACGGUUUAGUGUUAAUCAAUCUGCAACCAUCUACUCUACAGUUUAAUCGGAUAUGUAAAAAUAAAAUAUAAACUCAUUAUUCCAUUACAAGGAAGUCUUCUAGCUCUCCCACGCAUGAAAAAAACAACAGUCAAUGCAAACAAUUGAGGAACAGUUUGAAUCAAUUUUCCGAUCGGUUUCAGAUCGACCGUGGAAGAAGGAAACAAAAAUUCUUUGUAAAGCGUAUAACAGUUUUGGUUCAAUUUCACUAAGCUAAGUUCAACUUCUCUGCUAAACGGACAUUGGAAUAUUAUACAAUACCGGGAAGUAAAACGAACGAAGGGGAGACAGAAAACUAUAUGUGUCAAGACAAUUAAGCUGUUAUGUUUAAGUGAUACUGAGACCGGAAAUAUAUUUGUGCAGUUUUAAACAAAUCCAACAA